AUGCUCCGAAACUCAGAGCUGAAAGGAAUCGACAUACCCAGGUGUAGAGAGUCUCUGAAAGCGACUUUGUUCGCAGACGAUACUACAGUCUUCCUGGCGGAGGAAGACGAUUUUGCGGAUCUCCAACGGAUCCUCGACACAUGGAAAACUCAAAUCAUCCCAAUCGGCGCCCCAACCUACCGGAAGGAGCUCCUGAGAGCCCACGCAGCAGGCGAGAUCCCCAAGAACUACCCUAGUGAUGUCCACAUGGCCCAAGACGGAGAGGCGACGAGAGUCCUCGGAGCCUGGAUAGGAAACGGAGUGGACGAUGAAGGGGUCUGGACCCCAGUCCUCGCCAAAGUCGCAAAAACACUGGAAAGGUGGACAAUAUCGCACCCAACGCUCGAGGGGAAAAGACACGUCGUCCAAAUGUUCCUAGGGGGCAUGACUCAGUUCUUGACCGACGUCCAAUGCAUGCCAGACCUGGUACGCAAAUGCCUGAACAAAAUAACGUCAGCUUUCCUCUGGAACGAUAGGCAGACACCCCCGAUAAACCGAGAAACCACCUACCUACCCUUCGAAUUCGGAGGCAUGCAAAUCCUCGACCUCAAGUCAAGGAACGAAGCCAUCGCUAUUAUGUGGCUCAAAGAAUACUUGACGUUCAACGCCAAAAAACCGUGGUGGACCUACCUAGCAGACGACAUUUUUGCAUCGCAAGUGAGCCUAGAUCAGUGCCCUCGCGAACACCACCUGAGGCUCAACCCUUUCCUACAAGCCUGGAAGCCGAAACUAUUAGCCCUCCCACCGGCGCUGCGUGAACUGGUCACAGUCGCGGAGAACUACAACCUACGGAUGGAGGGCCUCGCCUUUUCAAGACACAUCCUCUGGAGCCUACCAAUGUGGGCCCACGGUGAACCCCCAAUGACCCGUGACGACCCAUAA
This is a messenger RNA of Epithele typhae, 921 nucleotides long. RefSeq lists its product as uncharacterized. The transcript has 3 exons. NCBI's taxonomy places the organism in Eukaryota, Fungi, Basidiomycota, Agaricomycetes, Polyporales, Epitheliaceae. The coding region runs from base 1 to 921 and encodes 306 amino acids. The record is from RefSeq and is a predicted model, not a curated record.